Messenger RNA from Brassica napus (rape), 1374 nucleotides. RefSeq lists its product as uncharacterized. The coding region runs from base 166 to 1152 and encodes 328 amino acids. NCBI's taxonomy places the organism in Eukaryota, Viridiplantae, Streptophyta, Magnoliopsida, Brassicales, Brassicaceae. Gene Ontology annotation, cellular component: chloroplast. The record is from RefSeq and is a predicted model, not a curated record. The transcript has 7 exons. Gene Ontology annotation, molecular function: oxidoreductase activity.
UUAGGAGAUUGCUCCAGGCCCAAGUGAAAAACAGGCCCGUCGGCCGUCUCGAAGUGAAAAUCAAACCAUUCGAACGACAAGGUGACGUGGCGAGAAUCUGAGAAACGAUAAGGUGUGUCUCCUCCGACUCUCUCGUCAUCGUCUGAGCUUACCUAACUCCAGUUAAUGGCGAUGUCGACGACUACACUCUUCCAUGCACUUGUUCCUUCCAACACUUACAAAUCCAGAGCUGUCUCCUCUUCCUUCGUCUCAGUUCCUCGCUCCUCAACUCCACCUUCUUCGCCGUCUCUCCAGUUCCGCUCGCUUGUUUCAGACACGACGUCGAUCUACGGUCGGAGGAAAUUUACCGGCAAUCUCAGAAGAGUAUCCUUAACCGUCUCCGCCGCCGCAGCAGCUGAGCCUCUCACCGUCCUCGUCACCGGUGCCGGUGGCAGAACAGGGCAAAUCGUGUACAAGAAGUUGAAGGAGAGGUCGGAUCAGUUCGUGGCGAGAGGCUUGGUGAGGACGAAAGAGAGCAAGGAGAAGAUCGGUGGAGAGGACGAAGUGUUCGUCGGUGAUAUUCGAGACCCUGAAUCCAUUGCUCCUGCUGUGCAAGGGAUUGAUGCUUUGGUCAUUCUUACGAGCGCUGUACCGAAGAUGAAACCUGGUUUUGAUCCUAGCAAAGGAGAGAGACCUGAGUUCUACUUUGAAGAAGGAGCUUAUCCUGAACAGGUUGAUUGGAUUGGUCAGAAGAAUCAGAUAGAUGCUGCUAAGGCAGCAGGAAUUAAGCAGAUUGUUUUGGUGGGGUCGAUGGGAGGAACAAACAUAAACAACCCCUUGAAUAGCAUUGGCAAUGCCAACAUUCUGGUUUGGAAGAGGAAAGCUGAGCAGUACUUGGCUGAUUCCGGUAUUCCGUACACCAUCAUCAGGGCGGGCGGUCUGCAGGACAAAGAAGGUGGCAUUCGAGAAUUAAUUGUGGGAAAAGAUGACGAGAUUCUAGAGACAGAAAUGAGAACAAUUGCAAGGGCUGAUGUUGCUGAAGUCUGCGUUCAGGCGUUGCAGCUCGAGGAGGCAAAGUAUAAAGCACUUGAUCUGGCCUCAAAGCCUGAGGGAACAGGCACCCCAACAAAGGAUUUCAAGGCACUUUUCACUCAAGUUACCGCUCGGUUCUGAUCUUCUGUUACUUUGUCUUUUAAGCAGAGUAAUAGGACAAGAGACUGAGAGGGAUAAUAAGUUCAUUAUGUGAGAUACACAUGUCUGAAUCGGCUCUUUCUAUAUUUUUCAAGGGGUCUUUCCCGAAGUAUCUAAGUAUAUUUUGUAUGCACCAUUCACAAAAUCCCAAAGUCGAAAAGAUCGGGAUUGAUCUUUGAAAGUAUAAGUAUUUUCCCUUAAUCA